CUCUUUUUUGGUUUCGCCCAACCUGGCCUGAACAGCAGCGCUUCAGCCUUUAUCUUGGUGCCACUGAUGAUGAUAAGGAUGCUUCUCUCCAUCUCUAAAUGAUUACACAGGAAACCGACCACAGCUGUACGGCUGCGCGAUGAAUACACUGGCUUUUAACAGGCAUAAGUCUGGAAUAUCUGUGAUUAUGGAUAUCUUGUACUUUCUAUGGAUACUGCCGUCGGUGUGGGCUGUCGAAGAGGUACUAAUGGAUUCAACAACAGCAACAGCCGAACUGGGCUGGACCACCUACCCAUCUCAAGGGUGGGAAGAAGUUAGUGGAUACGAUGAAAAUAUGAACACCAUCCGAACAUACCAGGUGUGCAAUAUCUUUAAUAGCAGCCAAAACAACUGGGUCCGGACCAAAUACAUCCGUCGCCGUGGUGCUCAGCGUAUCCAUGUCCAGAUGAAAUUUUCAGUACGGGACUGUAGUUCCAUACCCAAUGUCCCUGGCUCCUGCAAGGAGACCUUCAACCUCUAUUUUUUUGAAUCUGACUUGGAUAAGGCCACUAAAUUAUACCCACCCUGGAUGGAAAACCCAUGGGUGAAAGUGGACACUAUUGCAGCUGACGAGAGCUUCUCUCAGGUCGAUCUCGGUGGCCGCAUCAUGAAGAUCAACAGUGAAGUUCGAAGCUUUGGACCUGUUUCCCACAAUGGCUUCUAUCUUGCUUUCCAGGAUUACGGUGCCUGCAUGUCACUUAUUGCUGUCCGAGUCUUCUACAGGAAAUGUCCCCAUAUAAUCCAGAAUGGAGCUGUUUUCCCUGAGACACUGUCAGGAGCAGAGAGCACCUCUCUUGUGGCAGCCAGAGGAGUGUGUGUUCCUAAUGGGGAGGAGGUGGAUGUACCCAUCAAGCUGUACUGUAAUGGGGAUGGGGAGUGGAUGGUACCUAUUGGCCGCUGUAUGUGUAAAGCUGGAUACGAGGCUGUGGCGAAUGGUACAGUCUGCAAAGCGUGUGUUACAGGCUUCUUCAAGGCUGCUCAGGGAGACCACAAAUGUUUACAGUGUCCCAUUAACAGCCGGACCACCAGCGAGGGAGCAACUAACUGUGUCUGUCGCAAUGGCUACUAUCGCACUGAAUCUGACCCUCCACAGAUGCCUUGUACCACUGUUCCAUCUGCACCACAAAAUGUCAUCUCCAUAGUAAAUGAGACUUCUCUGAUACUGGAGUGGAGUCCACCAAAGGAGAGUGGCGGCCGAGAAGAUGUAGUUUACAACAUCAUAUGUAAGAGUUGUGGCAGCGGUCGCAGCGGCUGCACCCGCUGUGGUGACAACGUGCAGUUUAUCCCACGUCAGCUGGGACUCACCAACACCCGAGUACAUAUCAGCGACCUCAUGGCUCACACGCAGUACACAUUUGAAAUACAAGCUGUCAAUGGAGUGUCUGAUCAGAGUCCUUAUUCACCACAGUACACGUCUGUCAACAUCACCACCAACCAGGCUGCACCAUCAAUAGUGUCCAUCAUCCACCAGGUUAGCAGAACUCCUAACAGCAUCACUCUGUCCUGGUCCCAGCCAGAUCAGCCCAAUGGUGUUAUUCUGGACUAUGAACUGCAGUAUUAUGAGAAGAACCAAGCAGAAUGGAACUCAUCUCUAACGAGGAGUCAGACCAACACUGCGGUCAUACGAGGUUUAAGGCCUGGAACCAUAUACGUGUUUCAGGUCCGGGCUCGGACUGUCGCUGGAUUUGGACGCUUCAGUGGUAAAAUGUACUUCCAAACCAUGACUGAAGAAGAAUAUAACUCCAUUAUUCAAGAGAAGCUCCCCCUCAUCAUUGGUUCAUCUGCUGCAGGGGUUGUCUUUAUUAUUGCCAUCACUGUCGUCAUAAUUGUUUGUCGCAGCAAAAGAAAUUCUGACAGACCAGAAUCUGAAUAUACAGACAAACUCCAACAUUACACCAGCGGUCACAUGUCACCGGGAAUGAAGAUCUACAUUGACCCCUUCACAUAUGAAGAUCCCAAUGAAGCGGUUAGAGAGUUUGCUAAGGAGAUUGACAUUUCCAGUGUAAAGAUUGAACAAGUGAUUGGAGCAGGAGAGUUUGGAGAAGUGUGCAGUGGAAACCUCCGACAGCCUGGGAAAAGGGAGAUAUUGGUGGCCAUCAAGACCUUAAAGGCAGGGUACACUGAACGCCAGAGGAGGGACUUUUUGAGUGAAGCAUCUAUCAUGGGUCAGUUUGAUCAUCCCAACAUCAUCCAUCUGGAGGGAGUGGUUACCAAGAGCAGCCCUGUAAUGAUCAUCACUGAAUUCAUGGAGAAUGGAUCCCUUGACUCAUUCCUCAGGCAAAAUGAUGGCCAGUUCACAGUGAUACAGCUGGUGGGAAUGCUGCGCGGCAUUGCAGCAGGAAUGAAAUACUUGUGUGACAUGAACUAUGUCCAUCGAGACCUGGCAGCAAGGAACAUCUUGGUCAACAGCAACCUAGUGUGCAAAGUGUCUGACUUUGGCCUGUCACGUUUCCUUGAAGAGGAUACUUCAGACCCCACUUACACCAGUGCUCUGGGGGGAAAGAUUCCCAUCAGGUGGACAGCACCAGAGGCCAUUCAGUACAGGAAGUUCACCUCCUCAAGUGACUGCUGGAGCUAUGGCAUAGUCAUGUGGGAGGUCAUGUCAUAUGGAGAGAGGCCCUACUGGGACAUGAGUAAUCAAGAUGUAAUCAAUGCCAUAGAGCAGGACUACAGGUUGCCACCCCCUAUGGAUUGUCCUAGUGCACUACAUCAGCUAAUGCUUGACUGCUGGCAGAAAGAUCGCAACAACCGACCCAAAUUCAGCCAGAUUGUCAGCACACUGGAUAAGAUGAUCCGCAAUCCCAACAGCCUGAAGGCCAUGACACCAUUGUCAUCAAGUGUUCAUUUAGCUCUGCUUGAUCGCAGCACUCCAGAUUUCUCCUCUUUCAGCACCGUCGAUGAGUGGCUGGAUGCCAUAAAAAUGGGCCAGUACAAGGAGAACUUCACCAGUGAAGGCUUCACCAGCUUUGAUGUGGUGUCUCAAAUGACCAUGGAGGAUAUCCUCCGAGUAGGAGUGACAUUGGCUGGUCACCAGAAGAAGAUUCUGAACAGCAUCCAGUCAAUGAGGGCCCAGAUGAACCAGAUCACCUCUGUGGAAGUGUGAUCUCAUAGACCAGAAGCACAAAGACUGUUCACUACAGGAUGUCCAGCUGCCAGUAACCAUGCAUUGAGGAACACAGACACUGUGACUUCAGUUGAACCUCAGAUUCACUUUUCCUCCUUCCAAACACUCUCCAAAGGCUUCCAUCAGUAUGCAGCACAGCACAGAUGUUGAGUAGUUUUCUUGAAGCUGCUGUAUAUUCAGGUAACAGUCAUUUUGGGGGGUUGUUGGACAUAAUCACAGGCAUCUAACUGUCAAACUGCUACAGUGCAGUCACGUGUAUUGUUAAUGUUCCAUCACUCUUCCACUCUCUCCACUACCAGCAACUUAAGUUAUUCUUAAGAAUUAAUGUCCUAAAAUUGGCCUUGCACUUUGAAUUUUAUGCAAGGAACCUACUGUCACAGUGAACGAUGAUAUUAAAAACAGCAUAGCAGGACUCAAUGAACUGGCUGGUGCAAAUUACAACUUAUACGUUAAGUUGAGCAUAUUUAUUUAUAGCUGCCACCUUCACCUUACUGCUACCUCUGUACCACAGUAAUUGUGGCAUUUUUCGUAACUAUGUAAAGUUUCUUAACUAUGUAAAGCUGCAAAUCAGAACUUUUUGUCAGAUCAAACCCAGUUUUUGGUACAGGCAAUUGAACAUUUACAUAGAUUGUAUGGUGUGAAUUUGAAUAAGGAAGCAUUGGCUAACUAUGACCCUUAUAUUAUUCAGCUACAAUGUAGAUGAACACACUUCUACUACCAGCAACAACAGGUGCCAAAUACAUAUAUAUCUAUAUCUAUAUCUAUCUAUCUAUAUAUAUAUAUAUAUCUAUAUAUAUUUAUAUAUAGAUAUAGAUAUAUAUCAUUUAUCUCACUGUCCCAUUUACUGCGGAAACUGUGAUACGAAACUUGCAGAUAUGAUUCUCGGUUCUGUACAUGUGUUUUGGGGGUAAAGGUUUACAAGUUUUCAUGUUUUAUAGAAAAUUGUUUAAGAGAAAUACCUUUUACACCAAGUUGUUGUCUUGUACAUAUCAGUAUAUAUUUUUCUUUUAAGAAAAAAAGACUGCUCUUUCAUUUGGCACUUUUAAAUCAUAGCUGUUAAACAAAUUGCUUUUCAAUGUUUCUUAUUCUCACACACCACUGAGAGCUAUAGGCAUUGGCUUACCAACAGAAGCAAAUUGGGAUUUAGUGUCUUGCCAGAGGACAGUUCUAAAUGAUGAGGCAACUGAUCUAUACUACUAAAACUGUAUUUAGUGACUCAACAUUACUUGAGCUAUAGCUUCCCAGCAAGUGCUACCAAUAAGCAAUUAUUAUUCUAUCCUCAAAGUGAUUUAAAAAACAUUCAAAUGUCCUGCAGAUUUUGAAAUCUAGAAAUUUUAAAAUGUCAAUUCAAAUGUCUCUAUGUUUUGCAACCUAACAAAGGCCGUAUGUAGAGGAGUGCUUUUCAAGACAAGUCAUUUUCAGAAUAUGAAAAGUAAUACAAAUCUUGUUAAUUAUGUGUUCGACAGGCUUGGCUGAUAAAAACCGAUGACAGAUAUCCCUUUAUUAAGCAUAGCAUAUAUUACAUUUGACACCAAAGUUAAGCCUUUAACAUUGAACUCUGUGUAUGAUGUCUUGAGCUUGACCGCCUACAGUGUAAGUUUCUUGGAUAUAUAUAAAAUGCACAAAUUAUUGCUUUCAUAAUUAGGAGACUCAGAUCCACUUAUUGUGGGAAAACAAUUUAUUAUUUUUGCCAAAAAAUAAAUUCACAUAAUUAGUAUGUCAUACAGAUGUUUUCUCAUUAAGAAACUGAGUAGUACUUGAUAAUGCAGCCCAUAACUUAUGGUAUAAUUUCAUAUAUUUCAUAUACAUAUACUUCCUGUAAGGAAGUUGCAACCAACUAUUGCUCCAUUCAACACUUCAUUUUCUUCCACUUAACUACGGCCAGGACCAAAUUGCAGGGGUAGUAGCCUAAGUAGAGAAUACAAGACUUCUCUCUCCCCAGCCACCUGCUCUGGGGGAAAACCAAGGCAUUUCCAGCCCAGCUGAGAGACCUAAUGUCUGUAGUGUGUCUUGGGUUUAUCUCAGUGCCUCCUCCCAGUAGGACAUACCCAGAAAGCUUGCUCAGGAGGUAUCCUAGUCAGAUGCCCAAACCACUUAAGCUAGUACAUUUUGGAGUGGAGGAGUAGUGGCUCUGCUCGGAGUCCCUCCCUAAUGACUUAACUCUUUGGAGAAGGAUAAACUGCUCCAGUGUGAACUAUAGGCCACCACCCGAUAAAGCCAACAGAACCACAUCAACUGCAAAAAAGCACAGACGAGAUCCUGAAGCCACCACAGUGGAAGCCUGAGAAAUUCUGUCCAUAAAAAUUUGAAAUAGACUUACUGCCAGCAGUGUAACCAAGUUCUCACUGUGGUUUGAACAGUGACCAAAUAGGGACUUUCUAUCAUAGUCGUUUUUUGUUUGUUUGUUUCUUGUUGUCUUUCUUUCUUUUUUUUGUUAAACAAUGUCUUCUCCAAGUCCACAAGAUACAUGUAGACUGGUUUGACUGGUAGCCAGGCACCAGGGGCUUUGGCCUGGGAACAAGACAUCACCCUCCCCAGGCCUCACUCCAGGGCAUGGUUAUAGCCCAAUGGUUAUUAAAUUUGUUUUUGUUUUGUUUUUUUUAAAAAAACAGUUAACAUUUGAAUGGCAUUUCAGAACCGAACUUAUGAUUCUGAUAAUUUCUUUUCUAUUUUUUAAGGUAUUACACUUUAUUGGAUGUUCUUGUUCUUCAGUUUGGCCUUUCAGCUAAAAAUAUUGGAUAACUGAACAAAUAACAGAUCUUAUAAUUAAAAAGCUGAGAGUAAAGAAAUACUUUUUUUAAUGAUUGUCCAUUUAACUUUCAGCUUAGUCAUGCCUACACCCAAAACAUUGUGCAGUUAGAAUAUUAUUAUCGUAAUGCUCUAAAUGUCAUGGCACAAUGAAUACAUACUCAGAUUGUAUUAAAUAUGUAGUUAGCCAUUUAAAAGGUACCUAUACCCUCUAGUGGGUUAGGUAAAUUCUUGAUUCUAAAUUGCCCAUAGGUGUGUGAGUGUGAAUGGUUGUCUGUCUCUAUGUGUUAGCCCUGCAACAGAUUGGAGACCUGUCCAGGAAUACCCCACCUCUCACUCUAUGGUAGCUGGGAUAGGCUCCAGCUCCCCUGUGACCCAGAUAAGAAAAAGUGGAAGAGAAUGGACACAUGGAUGGAUGGACUUUGAUGUGCUUCCAUAAAGUUGAGUUUCAAAAUAAAAGCAGUGAGCUAAGAUUCAUUUUUGGAUUUGAGAGCAGCAUUCAGUUGUUUAAGGAGAAACUCCAUUCUCUUGCAUUCCUCUUCACAUGCAUUGCACUUCUAAACUGAUCCACGCUGCUAGGCAUGGGCAUGUGAAGUUUGAUAGUAUUCAUCUAUGAUGCAUCAUUAAGAGUGUCUUGGAGAACUUAGUUUAUCUGUGGAUUAAAUCUGUCAACAGAUGGGUGAUGUAAGAGGCCACAAUAAAUGAAUAUGAGGCUUACUUUGAAAAGCCGUAACUUCCAAUUUCGUAAAUCAUCACUGAAAAAGUCUACAACCACUGACUGACAUGAUUUAAAAUAUGAUUAGGUUUUGAGUGGUAAAUCAGACUACCCAUGGUUUGGGAAAAUAUCGUGAUAUAGUUGUGCAAUGUUUAGGAUUCUGUUUAGGAUUCUGGCACCAUAAGUGCAUUUCUGUCUUUGCUUCUGAGAGGAAAAUCAUUCAGAUUGGCCAUUAAAGCUAUAAGCACCAAGCCUCAGAACAAAAUAGCUAUGCUGUGGCUCUUAUGGAAGUCUUUGCAAGAAAUUAGGUAUCAUGUCCCUUUUAGAUAUUGGUGUUUAUACACUCUGGGUUUCUGUAGGACAUAGAGGGCCUGUGCUCCACAUUAUUACCAUAAAAGAUGUGUUUCAUCUAUGAUCUCUGUUUUGUCUUUCCUGUCCUUGUACAUAUUCCCUUCAUGAUUUGAAAUGAAGCUGAAGUGUACCAUCAUCCGAACUCAGAAAUCACUGUGGGUUGGGGUUUGAAAGGUAACAUAGCUCAGAAGCCUCACAGGACCAAUACAGCAUUAGAAAUAUUUUGGGGGGGUUUUAUGUGAAUUUUGAUAAAACUGUGAGGUUUGUUUUUUUUUGUUGUUUUUUUUAAAUAAAUGUUAUGCAAUCGUUGUACGUACAGAAAAGAAAAGUGAAUUUUCCGUUUGAGUCAUGUGACAUUUGAGUGUUUUUUUUUUAAAAUGGGGACAUUUGGCAUGUUAAACCCUUCCUUCUAAUGUACUGCCAUAAAUCACAUGUUCAUCCACUCACUAUGGUGUUAUCUACAUGAGUCCCUUUGAACUUGGUCCUGUUUGUACAUGUUCAGAAUGUUGUCAGUUAUUGUAAGGCUAUAACAUGUUUUGAUGGUAGCAUUCAAAAGCACAAUUCCAAGACAUUUAUUCCCCGCUUAUGUUUUGAAAUUCAGUGCUAUUGUAAAAAUUCAGGAAGGAAUACAUAUGCUUCUUUAAGGGUUAGUUAUUCUUUGUAAUCUGCUCACUGGAACACAUAAGAAUAAAGAAACAAACUCUUAACAAGCUGCUUUAACAAUGAAGGUUUGGAUUUCUAGUGUUGGAUCAGGACAGGCCAGACUCCUUUUUUUAUUUUUUAAGAUGUUGUAGUUUAAAGAAAUGCACUGACUUGAAUUAAUUAUAAAACAUGUCCUGAUGCAUGUUCUUUCUGAACAGAAAGUACAACUAAGACUUCUGUAUUGCAGAAGCUCAUUAGACAUUGCAUGUACUAUUCUGGGCUCUGUGUUAGUCUUCCUGGAGAUAGUGUUUUGUGGUACAUUUUUAUGACUAUGAUCAAAAGAGGUGCUUCCACUUAUCUCAGCUUUAAGUGUUGUUUAUU
Molecule: messenger RNA, 8000 nt
Organism: Pelmatolapia mariae (spotted tilapia)
Lineage: Eukaryota; Metazoa; Chordata; Actinopteri; Cichliformes; Cichlidae
Product: ephrin type-B receptor 2-like
Exons: 16
Coding region: 140-3142 (1000 amino acids)
Biological process (GO): ephrin receptor signaling pathway; protein phosphorylation; axon guidance
Cellular component (GO): plasma membrane; dendrite
Molecular function (GO): ATP binding; transmembrane-ephrin receptor activity; protein binding
Source: RefSeq, a predicted model, not a curated record